Molecule: messenger RNA, 1563 nt
Organism: Colletotrichum karsti
Lineage: Eukaryota; Fungi; Ascomycota; Sordariomycetes; Glomerellales; Glomerellaceae
Exons: 4
Coding region: 1-1563 (520 amino acids)
Biological process (GO): transmembrane transport; carbohydrate transport
Cellular component (GO): membrane
Molecular function (GO): carbohydrate:proton symporter activity
Source: RefSeq, a predicted model, not a curated record
AUGGCGAUAGCCAUGGGCUGGCAGAAGCCCGACAAUGUCGCCGGCUCGUCGGCCCCGGCCAUUAUGGUCGGUCUCUUCGUUGCCUCCGGCGGCUUGCUCUUCGGUUACGACACUGGUACGAUCAACGGUAUCCUCUCCAUGACGGCCUUCAAGCGAGACUUCACGACCGGUUAUAUCGACAAAGAGAACAAGCCUGGCAUCUCACCCUCCGAAUCCUCCAUCAUCGUCGCUAUCCUAAGUGCCGGCACCGUCCUCGGCGCUCUACUCGCCGCCCCGAUCGGCGACUCAUGGGGUCGUCGCAUCUCCCUCAUCCUGUCCAUCGGCGUAUUCAGCUUCGGCGGCAUCUUCCAAGUCUGCGCACACGAUAUCGACAUGCUCUUGGUCGGAAGGUUUUUCGCGGGAGUCGGAGUUGGAUCCAUCUCAGUCCUCGUCCCAGUCUACCAGUCGGAAAUGGCUCCAAAAUGGAUUCGAGGAACCCUUGUCUGCGCCUACCAAUUAUCCAUCACAAUAGGUCUACUGUCAGCCUCCUUUGUCAACAUCUUGACCGAAAAGCUGGACUCGGCUGCCGCCUAUCGAAUCCCUCUCGGCCUACAACUCGUGUGGGCCGUUGUUCUCACCAUUGGCCUGUUCAUGCUGCCAGAAACGCCACGCUUUCUUGUGAGGCAAGGCAAGCCGGAGGCUGCAGGCCUUUCACUCAGUCGCCUUCGACGACUCGACAUAACACACCCAGCCGUCAUCGACGAGCUGCAAGAGAUCGUCGCCAACCACGAGUAUGAACUUACAUUGGGCCCCGAUUCAUACAAGGAAAUCUUCUACGGAUCGCCGCACCUUGGUCGACGAACCCUUACUGGAUGCUGCCUCCAGAUGCUGCAACAACUGACGGGUAUCAACUUUAUCAUGUACUACAGCACGAGCUUUUUCGACGGCGUCAAACUCGAGAAUCCUUACCUCAAAGCUCUCAUCAUUAACAUCAUCAACGUCGUAUCAACGAUUCCGGGUCUGCUCGUCAUCGAAUCCUGGGGUCGACGCAAGCUUUUGAUGGUGGGUGCCAUAGGAAUGGCCGUCUGCCAACUCAUGAUUGCGUCUUUCAGCGCGGCUGCUGGGGAUAACCUCCAGCAAGUUGCGCAAAUGAUCCUCAUCGUCUUCUGCUCCAUCUACAUCUUCUUCUUCGCGGCGUCAUGGGGACCGGUCGCGUGGGUCAUCACCUCCGAAAUCUACCCUCUCAAAGUUCGUGCCAAGGCCAACUCGAUUUCCACAGCUUCCAACUGGUUGCUCAACUUCGGCAUCGCCUACGGAACCCCUUUCAUGGUCGGAGCCGGGCCAGGGUACGCGGAUAUUGGACCCAAGAUUUUCUUCCUUUGGGGAGCGUUCUGUAUACUGGCUGUUCUAUUCGUUUGGUGCAUGGUCUUCGAGACGAGUAAGAUCAGCUUGGAGCAGAUCGAUGAGAUGUACGAGCGUGUCGACUAUGCUUGGAACAGUACCAGCUACAUCGACAACUACUGGCGCCACCGGGAACUCAACAUCAGCAGAAGCAAAAAUGUUGUCUCAGAUGGGCAACGUUGA